Paramecium octaurelia is the source of this 2032-nucleotide messenger RNA. Lineage: Eukaryota; Ciliophora; Oligohymenophorea; Peniculida; Parameciidae. The record is from the annotation of a GenBank genome assembly.
AUGUAAUAUGAGAAUAGAGAAAUAUAUGAGAAUGCUAUUAAUUCAUUCAAUGAGGCAGAUAUCAAAGAGUUUCAGUUAAAAUAUUUCAAGACUUCCAACAAUUUAGAGCUUCAUUCAUUAUCAUACUUAGAAAUUUAGAAUUCAUAUUAUGCAGACAAUAAUCUAAUGGCAUCAGAAUUCUAUAACUCCCCACAGUUGAUAAACGCUUUCAACAUUGCAUAAUACAAAAUGAAUAAUUUAAAAUUACUUUUUGAAUAAAGAGACACUAAUUUAUUCGGAGUGUGGCUUUGGAAAUAAGGAGAACAAUUAUUAAUUUAUGUUGAUGAUUUAAUUCCAUGUAAAGCGAGCGGCGAUAAUUAUGAGAUGGCAACAGUAACUUCAAAAUAUAGAUGGCCAAUUAUUUUGGAAAAAGCAAUUGGAAAAUUAUUAGGAUUUGAGUAUGAGUCCUUUAAUUUGAUAUCAAAUGAUUCAACUGAAUUUUAUCUCUAAGUAACAUUCAAAUUAAAUACGCCUAGAUGAUUACUGGAUCAGAAACAUAUGAAUAGGAAUUCUAAACUAUUGAAGAAUUAUAGAAAAAGAUUAAAGCUAAUUAGGAAAUUUAUUAUGUCAAGUACAAGUAAGAUUCAAAAACCAUAGCAGCCGUAAUUUCAUUCAACAAAAAUAAUUAAUAAGAAAAUGUAAAUCUUAUUCAAUUAAUUGCUCCAAAUGAAGAGUCUGUGUUUAAGAAGGGUAAUUUAUUUAGAUAUGAAUUAAGGGAAAUAAAAACACGAGUCAUCCUGUUAUUUAACUUGGGAAGAAUUUAAAUAGAAUUUUGAAUCUAUUUAUGUUGUACCUUGGAAGGAUGAUUAUAAAUAUAGAGUGAAUACAAUAACUUUAAAGAACCCAAUUGAACGAAAAUCUGAUUUUAUUGAACAUACUUAUUGCUAUAAAUUUAAAAUAAGUGAACCUGCUAAUUAUUAGUUGACUUUAUGGUAGAAUGAUAUUCUAAUUGAUACUGGUAAGAUAGAGGUAAAAGAUUAAAAAUUAAAGAAUCAAUUAGGUUUAAUUAGAAUGCUCGUGUUUUAAGAAUUGGAUUAGAAGUAAUAUAAAUUUGUUGAUGGUAAUACUGAUUUUUAAAAUUGUAUAUCAAUUAAUUCAACACUUGAGAAGGGAGAAUAUUGUGUUGUAUGUCAAGGCUAUUUUAAUUAUUUUUCAAAUUAUACUGAAAAACAAAAAGAAGAAUAAUUUAAGCUAAAUCUGUCAAUGACUGGACUAAACCUUAAUUUCAACAUAAAUCCAGAUAAUUUGGAUGAAUAAAAAUAAAUUAAAUUAAUUACAAGUUUGAUAAAAGCGAAAUCUCAAUAAGGAAAGAAAAGAUCUUUUGAUUCGAUUGGAUAACCUUAUAUAAAAGUAACUACUAACAAAAAUUAUGGUUUCUUGUAUUUCUAUUAUGAGAACAGAGGAACAAUGGAUAUUAAGGAAGAAAUAGAGUUUAAAGAGAUGGGAUACUUGGUCAAAUAUUAAUCAUUAUAAAAAUAAAAUACAGAUUUAGUGGUUGUCAAGCAUAACAAUUUCGAAAUUCUAUUGUAUACUCUUAACCCAAAAAUUAUCUUUUCAUAAGAUCGAGCAAAAUUUUAAUUAUAAUAUAAACACAAAAUAAUAAAUGAUUUCUAAUAGUCUGCAGUGAUUAAUCAAAAUGCAUAAAAUUAAUAAGUAGAAUGGAUAAAUACUAUAAUUAAACAUAAGAACACUCAGAUUAUUUCUUGUGACAAUGUUGUUGCUUAUAUAAACUAGCAUCAUUAAGGUAUAUUAAGAAUUAUAAUAAGGGGUGAUCAUUUUGUAUCAGAAUAUAUCUGAAAAACAAAUUAAAGUAUCUACAAUAUUUGGUUAACUUGAGAACCUAACUCUUGCGUAAAAAGAGAACUUUAUUGUGGAUGAAAUGAAAAUAUCGUUUUCAGCUUAACCAUUAUCUAAUAUAGUAAUGCUAUUUGAUAUUACAGAAGGUAUAAAUUAUUGUUUUUAGAUGAAAUUAAUUUGUUCUUAAGAUUUAUGA